Messenger RNA from Diprion similis, 1638 nucleotides. RefSeq names its product probable chitinase 2. Bases 137 to 1522 code for a protein of 461 amino acids. The record is from RefSeq and is a predicted model, not a curated record. Gene Ontology annotation, biological process: chitin catabolic process; carbohydrate metabolic process. Gene Ontology annotation, cellular component: extracellular region. The transcript is spliced from 9 exons. Lineage: Eukaryota; Metazoa; Arthropoda; Insecta; Hymenoptera; Diprionidae. Gene Ontology annotation, molecular function: chitin binding; chitinase activity.
UUCGUCCUCUCGUCGCUGAACUACAGUUACGUUCGCUGUUAGUCGGUGCACCGAUUCCAUCACCACCACCUCGAGUGAAAGUCGACAGACAGUGCGGGGACUAGGUACGGUGUGAAUACUAACAAGAGUGACAACAAUGGAAAAUCGGCUCAGCUUUGUUACAUCUGGGGCUUUUCUAAUUAUUUUCGCUGCUACCCUUGUCGUGCAGCCUGUUAAUGGUUUACAAGCAUCGACGAGACCUCAACACGACAAGGUAGUCGUGUGUUAUGUUUCCUCAUGGGCGAUCUACAGACCCAACAAAGGACAGUUCGGGAUCGAGCAGCUUCAGGCCGAGCACUGUACCCACCUGGUAUAUGCCUUCGCCGGGCUGAAUGUUUCUACAUCCUCCAUUCGUAGCAUCGAUCCAUGGGCAGACCUCGAGGAAGGCGGUGCUAGAGGAGGAUACAAGAAUAUGACCGAACUCCGAAAAAAGCAUCCUGGACUCAAAGUGAGCAUAGCUAUCGGGGGCUGGAACGAAGGCAGUGCGAACUACUCUGAACUAGCGGCUUCUCCGCAAAGGAGGCAAACUUUCGUCAACAGCGCUGUUGAGUUCGUUAGGAAGUACAAUUUCGACGGACUCGACCUCGAUUGGGAAUUUCCUGCACAACGAGGCGGGGCUCCUUAUGACAAAGAAAACUUUGUCCUCCUUGCUAAGGACCUGAGCACCGCCUUCAAGAGCAGGGGGCUUUUGUUGACGGCGGCAUUUGGGGCUGGAAUCGCGACUAUCAAUGCUGCUUACGAUGUUGCCCGACUCUCCGAAUACCUUGACUACAUCCACGUGAUGGCCUACGACUACCACGGGGCAUGGAAUAUGAAGGUUCUCUCCAACGCGCCCUUGAGACGCGCCGCUGACCAACUGAGUGUCGAAGACUCGAUUCAGCAUUUACUCAAGCUUGGUGCUCCCCGGAGAAAAUUGGUUCUUGGGCUACCGACCUAUGGACGCACCUUCGUUCUUACCAGUCUCCUAAGUAGCCCGAACGAUAGUCCGAUCGGUGCCGAAGCCAUGUCCACAGGGUUUCAAGGUCCUUAUACUCGAGAGAAUGGUUUUAUGGGCUACAACGAGAUCUGUAGCGAACUGGCGAACGAAAAGAAUGGGUGGCGAACGGGUUGGGACGAGGCCAGUGCGACGGCAUGGGCAGUCAAGGAGGACAAAGCUAUUACCUUCGACAACCCGAAGAGCAUGAUGAUGAAGGCUGAUUAUGCCGCGGAAAUGAAGUUGGCCGGCGUAAUGGUGUGGAGUAUUGACACUGACGACUUUUUGGGAACCUGCGCGAAGAUUAACGCCGAACAAUUGGACCCUCUUUUCGGAUCGGAUUAUCCUCUGAUGCGUUCGAUAAAUUUUGCUCUAUCUCGAGCCCCGAGUAGCCACGACAGUAAUGACAAUCUCGUUCCGGACGACGUCAAACCGCAGUCAGCGGCUGCCCAGCAGGCCGCCUUGAGCAGCGUCAUUUUAAUCACCUCCCUAGUGUCGAGUCUGUGCUAAUGAUACCUAUUUUAUUUCAAGCUGCAGACUCCUUACUGCAAAGCUGAUUACUAUUUUUAUAGCCUGAUCUGGUGAAAUUUUCCAGGGAAAGAACUUUUUUUCCUUCUCUAUCAGCU